GGAAAUCUUUGAAAGCUCGCCGUUAUUAAUUACGGAGAGAACAAGCAAAUGUCCUUGGCGCUGGCAAUACCACCACUAGGCUGCCGCUGCUGCCAUCUCCAUCUCCUCAACCACCGUCUCUCCGCUUCUUUCCUAUCCACCGCCGCGGCGGCCAAUAAGCAGAUGGUUACCACUGCAAGCAGCAGCAGCAGCAGCAGCGGCGGCUGCAGGGCCGGCGAAUACACCACCAUCACAGAAACAGUGACGUUCGAGAAAGAAAUCAAGAAGAGCAAAUUCAUCGCCAUCGCUGGCUCCAUCUCCAACGAACAAUCCGCCCAGUCUUUCCUCUCUCAGGUCCGGGAUCCGCGGGCCACUCACAAUUGUUGGGCUUAUAAGGUCGGCGACCAGUACCGUUCUAAUGACGAUGGGGAACCAUCUGGCACGGCUGGGAAGCCAAUACAUUCUGCAAUCGUAUCUUCAGGUCUGGACAGAAUUAUGGUGGUCGUCAUUAGGCAUUUUGGAGGUAUCAAAUUAGGAACUGGGGGCCUUGUCAGGGCUUAUGGGGGAGUGGCGUCGGAAUGCCUGAGAAAUGCCCCUACUUGUCUUGUGAAAUCUAAGGUUCCAAUGGGUGUGGAGGUUUCUUUUGAUCUUCUGGGAGCUCUAUACCAUCAGCUACAGUCCUUCCAAGUUGAAGACAUCAAACAGGAUUAUGAUACUGGUAAAGACGGCAUCACCAUGGUCUCCUUCAAGGUUGAUUUUGAUAAGGUUGAGAAAUUGGAAGAGGCAAUCAAAACCCAUUGUAGCCGGGAAAUAGUGUUUUAUAAACAAUAAGACUGACCUAUUUAUCCAUAAGAGUUGUCAUCAGUUCCAACAUACUAUCGUGGAGGCAGCUGUUGCAAGAUUAACAUGUACUGCUCUUGUCUGCUGUACUGGAGCAAAAUCUCUUGCCAUAUAUAGGAUUGGUUCUCAAUUGCCCAAUUCUUGUUUUGGGGAAUUCCCUAGUACAAGGAAAUUACUGAAAGUCACCUGUUACACAACUGCUAUAACAUAAAGAGGUUGUUCUUGACAUCAUUCUUUCAUUGCAAUUUCUAGGAAACACUAUUUGCAGCCAAUAUACUGUUCUAUUUGUA
This is a messenger RNA of Rubroshorea leprosula, 1109 nucleotides long. NCBI's taxonomy places the organism in Eukaryota, Viridiplantae, Streptophyta, Magnoliopsida, Malvales, Dipterocarpaceae. The record is from the annotation of a GenBank genome assembly.